Monodelphis domestica (gray short-tailed opossum) is the source of this 2860-nucleotide messenger RNA. NCBI's taxonomy places the organism in Eukaryota, Metazoa, Chordata, Mammalia, Didelphimorphia, Didelphidae. The record is from RefSeq and is a predicted model, not a curated record.
UUUAUCUAUUAUAUAUUUAUAGGCUUACUGAGCCUUAGAGUCUUCACUACUGUGAAGAUUAAAUUUAGCUCUCCCCUGACUGUGAAAAUUAAAUUGACUCCCCUGCCCAUUUUUAGAUUUAAUCACCAAAAGUAUAAAAAUCCCACUUAAUCAUUAAGUGGGGAGGUCUGUGACCCACGUGUGCAAUAGUGGGUGACAAAUCAGAAUCAAACUGACUGCCCCAUGGGCCAUCCUAAGCAAACUGUGAUUGGUAGACAUAAAAUUAGGGGAAGGCACAGGAAAGGGAUGCAAAAGAAAGUGUCUUUAAAAGCGAGUUAUAACUUCCUGAGUGGAGUUCAAUUUGGACUUUGUCUUCUUCUGGAGUUCUGAGUUCAAGUUAGAGGCUGGUGAAGACUCUGCUGACUGGACCUGAGACCCUGUUCCUGGUGAGACUGUCCUUGUCUUCCUUUGGACUGACACAUGACAUUGAAUUCCAAGGAAUAAAACAAUGACACCUAUAGUAGUUGUUCUCUAAGUGGGUGUAGAAGUUGAUAGAUUUGCUGCAAUAUUCCAGAAGAAGAUGGCAACUCCGUAUGUCCCUGUGCCUAUUCCUGUAGGAAAUUCUUCAUCAAAUUUUACAACAAACAGAAGCCAAAGAAGUUCUUCUUUUGGGAGUAUUUCAACAAGUUCAAAUUCUUCCAAAGGCCAAACAGAAGACUCUAAUGUGGGUAGUUACAAAAAGACAACUAUGCCUGAUCAGAUGGAUAACAAUUCAUCUAUGUGUAGCAGCCCUCUAAUUAGGACUAAAUUUACAGGUAUAGAAUCUUCCAUUGAAUAUUCUACUAGGCCAGUAGAAAAUGAAGACCAACAAAGUACAGAAUCUGUGAACUGGGAAGAAAGAUCUUCUACACCUACUAUAUUGGGUUAUGAGGUGAUGGAAGAAAGGGCUAAAUUUACUGUAUAUAAAGUGCUAAUAAGAAGAAGCCCAGAAGAAAGCUGGGUUGUUUUCAGAAGGUAUACUGAUUUCUCUAGGCUGAAUGACAAAUUAAAGGACAUGUUUCCAGGCUUUCGGCUGGCCCUUCCACCAAAACGCUGGUUCAAAGACAAUUAUAAUGCUGAUUUCUUAGAAGAUAGACAGCUGGGACUUCAGGCAUUCCUACAGAAUUUAGUAGCUCAUAAAGACAUUGCUAACUGCCUUGCAGUAAGAGAAUCUUUGGAUGAUCCACCAGGUCCAUUUGAUAGCUUAGAAGAAAGCAGGGCUUUCUGUGAAACUCUAGAAGAAACAAACUAUCAAUUACAAAAAGAGCUACUUGAAAAACAAAAAGAGGUGGAAUCACUGAAGAAAUUGCUAAAUGAGAAACAACUGCAUAUAGACACUAUAGAGAACAGAAUUAGGUUAUUGUCUUUAGAACAUGAAGAAACACUUAGAAUUUCAAGAGAAGGUGAAUGUAUCCGAAAGAUAGAGUCUUCUGCAAUUGAAGCAGAUGAAGAUAGCUUGUAUGAAAAAAACAGGUCUGAUAAGGUUCCCAAGAGUGGCUGGACUGAUUGUGAAUCUGAAAAAUCAAUAACUGAAGUGGAGGUAGCUGAAGUGGCCUAUGCUGCUGAAGAAGAAGAAGACUGAGAAAUCAGCAGCGACUACUGCCAAAAUCUGAAGAUUUAGCAGUUUGGACUGGAUUAUGUUUUAGCAAAAACACUUAUUUAAAAACUAGAACAGGAACUGUAAAGCAUUUACUGAAGAAGAAAAAAGGAUGCACAUUUGAAAUGUUUACAUAAACAAAAUCAUAACUUAUUGACAUAGGAAAUAUAUGGAAUGCUGCUUUUGAUUUGCUUUUAUCUAGCAUUUAGAUUUAAUAUAUUAAAAAGGUCUAGUUAGGAUUCUAUUAACCUAGACCCAUAUUCUUAAGUACUGUACAUAAAUGAUUAUGAUAUUUUGCCAAUAUAUUUUAAGCUAUAUGCAUAUUACAUAUAUAUAAAAUCACAAGUAAUAUUAGUCAAAUGGAAAUUACACGUGUGAAGGCUACUUGUCUUAGACAUACUUUUAAUUGGUUAAAGGAAUUUAUUGUAAAAUUAUAAGAGCAAUUUAAAACAAUGAUUUUACAUACCUUAAAUUAAAAAAAAAUUUUUUUUCAUUUUAAUGCUUUAAAGAAAAAAAAAACUUGUUGGUAUAAAAUGAAAAGUUCCUUAAUAGUUAUGAUUGACUCUCCCUUUAAGGUUCUGGGAAAGAAAGUAAUAAAUGGUAAAAUAACUAAAAAAAAAUAUAAAGGGAAAUCAAAAGUAAAUUAGGUGAACAUAGAAUAAUAUAUGUGUUAGAUCUAUGGGAAAGGAAAGAACUUAAGACCAAGCAAGAAUUAGAAAAAAUUACAAAAUGUAAAAUGAAUAAUUUUUAUUACAUUAAAUUAAAAGGGUUUUGUACAAACAAAAUCAAUGCAACCAAAAUUAUUAGGGAAGCAACAAAUUGGGGAAAAAACAAAAACCUCUGAAAAAGGUAUAAUUUCUCACAUUUACAAAGAGCUAAGUCAAUUGUAUAAAAGUAUCAAACCAUUCCCCAAUUGACAAGUGGUCAAGGAGUCAUGAAUAGGCAGUUUUCAGCUAUAGAAAUCAAAACUAUCAAUAAAAGGAUGAAAAAGUAUUCUAAAUCUCUCAUAAUUAGAGAAAUACAAAUCAAAACAACACAAAGGUACACCUUACACCUAGCCAAUUGGCCAAUAUGACAAUAAAGGAAAAUAUUAAAUGUUGGAGGGAUUAUGACAAAAUUGGGACAGUAAUGCAUUGCUGGUAGAGUUGUGAAUUGAUCUAACCAUUCUAGAAGGCAAUUUGGAACUAUGCCCAAAGGGCUUUAAAAGCAUGAAUACCCUUUGAUCCAAAAAUACCACUAAUUGGU